This is a messenger RNA of Penicillium canariense, 717 nucleotides long. RefSeq names its product peroxiredoxin-like family protein. The transcript is spliced from 2 exons. The record is from RefSeq and is a predicted model, not a curated record. Lineage: Eukaryota; Fungi; Ascomycota; Eurotiomycetes; Eurotiales; Aspergillaceae. Bases 1 to 717 code for a protein of 238 amino acids.
AUGUCCACCUGCACGGUUUCGGCUAAUAGCCCCAACUUUUUGACCGAUGAGACCUUACAAGAGGCCUACGAACUUGAUCUACAGUCACAAAAUGGUGAACAUAUCCGAUUUGGCGAGCUUGUGGCGGGAAAGGGGGACUCAGUAACCACAAUUGUCGUUUUCGUGCGCCAUUUCUUCUGCCUCUAUGAGCAAGGCUAUGUCAGAACGCUUGCUCGACAACUCAGCGAGUCCCUCCUUGACACGAUCCCAGCCAGCGCCAAACCAGCCCAGGUAAUCAUCAUUGGGUGCGGAGACCACACCCUUAUAGGGCCAUACAUGGAAGAAACAUCCGACGCAUUCCCCAUCUACAGCGACCCGUCUGAGAGGUUAUACGACCAACUACUUAUGAAGAGAGCCUGGAAAGGAUUUACUGAUCCUCCACCCUAUGCACCUGGAUCACUCUACAGCGCUUUCGGGAAGUGUCUCAAGCAAAUGUGGAAGCGGGGGUGGGCGGGGCUGAAAGGCGGGCCUUGGAGCCAACAGGGAGGUGAAUGGAUCUUUCAACGGGGGAAGCUUCGGUAUGCACAUCGAAUGGAGGGCGCGAAUGACCAUCUCACGGCGGACCAAUUGUUCAAUAUCUUGAAGACGGGCCAAGAGAAGGACUGCUCUUCAUUCCUUGAAACGUCAUCUCGGAGCCGUGACGAAACGGAGGAAGGAUCUCAGGGUACAACAUCCUGA